Messenger RNA from Aspergillus fijiensis CBS 313.89, 1363 nucleotides. Its product is annotated as acyl-CoA desaturase. Gene Ontology annotation, biological process: unsaturated fatty acid biosynthetic process. The coding region runs from base 260 to 1297 and encodes 345 amino acids. The transcript has 6 exons. Gene Ontology annotation, cellular component: endoplasmic reticulum membrane. Lineage: Eukaryota; Fungi; Ascomycota; Eurotiomycetes; Eurotiales; Aspergillaceae. Gene Ontology annotation, molecular function: iron ion binding; stearoyl-CoA 9-desaturase activity. The record is from RefSeq and is a predicted model, not a curated record.
CCUGUGCUGCUGUUACUCCAAGGCUCAUCAACGUGCAAAGAUUGGACCAGGAUGCUAGCAUUGCACAACAGAGGAGAAGGAAAUGAAGCCCCAUGCUGUGUGACUGCUCACGUAUGGCUGUCAGUUACCACCAUUGCCCUGUUCGACGUUUGGGCAUCUCGGCUCCGGAAGUAGCACAUCCCCAACUGUUCAACAUGUUCGAGUGGGAUGAUGUCCCUGUAGUAUUAAGGCAGGCUUUUUCGCAUUCGAACCCUUUCCAAUGUUCUUUCACACACUGUGUAUACCUGAGUCACCCAUAUCUGUAGUAUCGCAUCCCAGGAUGGCUGGUAUCAUGCCAGACAUUCCAAAACCGCCCAUCAGCGAGCAACCAGUUACACUCCGCAACUGGCACCGCCAUAUUGCUUGGUUUAACACGACUUUUAUCAUCAUAAUCCCAUUCUGCGGCUGCAUUGCCGCUGUCUCCACACCCUUGCGACGACCGACUGCCAUCUGGGCUGUGCUCUACUACUUUUGGACUGCGCUGGGUAUUACCGCGGGCUAUCAUCGGCUUUGGUCACAUAGAACCUACGAAGCCGGCCUACCGCUCAGAAUUUUCCUGGCCUGUGCCGGUGGAGGCGCCGUGCAAGGCUCGAUUCGCUGGUGGAGUGCGAAACAUCGUGCCCAUCACAGAUGGACUGACACAAAGAAGGACCCCUACAAUAUCCGAAGGGGCCUCUUAUACUCCCACGUGCUAUGGAUGAUACUGAAGGAGGACCCCAAGCACUGUGGUCGGCCAGAUAUCUCUGACUUGAACGAAGAUCCAGUAGUCAUCUGGCAGCAUCGGAACUAUAUCAGAUUUGUGCUUGGCUUUGGUUUGAUCCUACCGAUGGCCAUGGCGGGCUUGGGGUGGGGUGACUGGAAGGGUGGCUUGGUGUAUGCCGGCAUCUUGAGGAUGUUCCUAUUCCAGCAGGCGACUUUCUGUGUCAAUUCAUUGGCGCAUUGGCUGGGAGAUCAGGCCAGUUUUCAUCCCUUUGACGACAGGAACUCGCCUCGCGACCAUAUUUUUACCGCGUUGGUCACACUUGGUGAGGGCUACCAUAACUUCCACCACGAGUUUCCCUCGGAUUAUCGCAACGGCAUUGAGUGGUGGCAAUAUGAUCCCACAAAAUGGGCUAUAUGGAUCUGGUCCAAGUUCCGUCUGGCCUCGAACCUCAAGCGAUUCCGCACCAAUGAGAUUGAGAUGGGCCGUGUGCAACAGAUGCAGAAGAGACUUGAUCAGCGGGUGGCCUCUCUCAAAUGCAGUAUUCCUCCGAAUUAGCUGCCGGUAGUCGACCGGAACCAAUUUGUCGUAGAUGUGCGGAAUGGAAACGUGGUGAUUGCUGUU